AUGCCCUGGGACGGCUCGCUCGUCAUCUCUGCGCUCCACGCCGCCUACGCCUCGGGCGCCACCACCCCGACCGAGGUCGUCCGCGCCGUCCACGAGCGGCUCACCGCCUACGCCGCCGACGUCGACCCGGCCGUGUGGAUCGACGUUGUCCCGCUCGACACGCUCCUCGAGCGCGCCGCCGAGCUCGAGCGCGCGCACGACGGCAAGGACAAGCCGGCGCUGUUUGGCGUCCCGAUGAGCGUCAAGAACAGCAUCGACGUCGCCGGGUUCAAGACGACGUUGGCCUGUCCCGACUUUGCGUACGUCGCCGAGAAGACGGCGCCGGCGGUUCAGCGGGCUCUCGACGCCGGCGCCAUCCUCGUCGGGACCACCAAUCUCGACCAAUUUGCGACUGGACUGGUCGGCCACCGCAGCCCGUACGGCACACCGCGCUCCGUGUUCGACAAGGAGUACAUCUCGGGCGGCAGCUCGUCCGGGUCGGCCGUCUCGGUCGGCGCCAAGCUCGUCUCUUUCUCGAUCGGCACCGACACGGCCGGCUCGACCCGCGUUCCCGCCUCGUUCAACGGCGUCGUCGGCCUAAAGCCGACCCUGUACAGCAUCUCGACCGUCGGCCUCGUCCCGGCGUGCAAGACGGCCGACUGCGUGACGGUCCUCGCGCCGACGGUCGACGACGCGCGGCAAGUGUACGACGUCCUGCGCGCGUUCGACCCGAACGACUCGCUCGCCCGGCCGUACGACAAGCUCACGUCGGGCCUGGCGCCGUGGCGGAGCGAGGGCAUCAAGUUUGCGACGCCGCCGGCCGAGCUCCUCGAGGUGCUCUCGGCGCCGUACGCCCAGCUGUACAAGCAGGCGGUCGACAAGCUCGCGCGAGGAGGACUCGUCAAUGCCGAAGGGUUCAACUACGAGCCUUUCGAGCAGGCGAACAACAUGCUCUACGGCAGCUCGAUCGUCGCCCAACGGCUCGUCGCCUUUGACGACUACCUGACGGCCCACGGUACCUCGACGAUGCACCCUGUCGUCGCGUCCAUCUUUGCCGCCUCGUCCGGCUUCUCGGCCGUGCGCGCCUACCAGGAUCUGUUCCUCCUUGCGUCGUACAAGCGCCGCGUCGAGCUCGAGUUCGAGAAGGCCGACGUCCUCGUCGUCCCGAGCACGGUCACGCACUGGAAGGUCGCCGAGGUCGACGAGGACCCGCUCGGCCGCAACAAGAUCCUCGGCUCGUUCACUCACUUUGUCAACCUCGUCGACCUGUGCGCCAUCUCAGUCCCGGCAGGAACGUGGACGAACCCAAGCGGGAACGAGAUGCCGUUCGGCCUCACUUUCAUUGCGCCAGCUGGCCGAGAUGCCGAGCUCAUGCGACUCGCAGAGCGCUUCCAGAAGAUGUAG
Messenger RNA from Rhodotorula graminis WP1, 1383 nucleotides. RefSeq lists its product as uncharacterized. NCBI's taxonomy places the organism in Eukaryota, Fungi, Basidiomycota, Microbotryomycetes, Sporidiobolales, Sporidiobolaceae. Gene Ontology annotation, molecular function: catalytic activity. The transcript has 5 exons. The record is from RefSeq and is a predicted model, not a curated record. Bases 1 to 1383 code for a protein of 460 amino acids.